CGCUCCGGUGUGGGGACCGUCCUGGGGCCGCCUGGGCGGUGAGGACCACCUGGCCCGACCCCCAGCUCCGCUUCCCGGGCCGCGGCAACUUCCGCCGCCUCGCUUUCCCUGGCGUUUCGGGACCCGAACUUGUAGGCCCUUGUGCGGAGCCCCGCAGGACGGAAGUGGGGAUUGUGGACUUUGGUCCAGGCGGUGGGGACCGGGAUGGCCUCCGUGCGGAUCCGAGAGGCCAAAGAGGGGGACUGUGGAGAUAUCCUGAGGCUAAUAAGGGAACUUGCUGAAUACGAGAAGCUCUCGGAUCAGGUGAAGAUCACUGAAGAAGUCCUGAGAGCAGAUGGCUUUGGAGAGAAUCCUUUCUAUCACUGUCUGGUCGCAGAGAUUCUUCCAGAACCUGGAGAGCAGCUGGGACCCUUUGUGGUGGGCUAUGGGCUGUACUACUACAUCUACAGCACAUGGAAAGGACGCAACAUUUAUCUGGAGGACAUCUACGUGAUGCCAGAAUACCGGGGUCAGGGGAUUGGCACCAAAAUAAUCAAAAGGGUGGCCGAGGUGGCUCUGGACAAGGGCUGCUCCCAGUUCCGCCUGGCAGUCCUGGACUGGAACAAGAAGGCCAUGGACUUGUACAAGGCCCUGGGAGCCCAAGAUCUGACUGAGGCUGAAGGCUGGCACUCCUUCCGCUUCGAAGGCGAGGCGAUGAGGGAGUUGGCAGGAAGGUGAUGCCGUCCCUCGGGGAUCUCUCUCUGCUGAGCCUCUCCUCCUCCGUGAACUCCGAACUCCGGCACUCCUCCAGCGAACUCCGGCUUCCAUUUCCGGUGCAUAUUGCUUAAGUAUGCAAAGAGUGGAAUUCAGGGGCGGCCUUUCCUCCUCGUUGAGGGUGAACAAUAAAUGAGUCUUGCCCUGUC
Molecule: messenger RNA, 902 nt
Organism: Lepus europaeus (European hare)
Lineage: Eukaryota; Metazoa; Chordata; Mammalia; Lagomorpha; Leporidae
Gene: SAT2
Product: spermidine/spermine N1-acetyltransferase family member 2
Exons: 6
Coding region: 205-717 (170 amino acids)
Molecular function (GO): N-acetyltransferase activity
Source: RefSeq, a predicted model, not a curated record